Clarias gariepinus (North African catfish) is the source of this 1673-nucleotide messenger RNA. RefSeq names its product phospholipid scramblase 2-like. Gene Ontology annotation, cellular component: plasma membrane. The record is from RefSeq and is a predicted model, not a curated record. The coding region runs from base 184 to 1140 and encodes 318 amino acids. NCBI's taxonomy places the organism in Eukaryota, Metazoa, Chordata, Actinopteri, Siluriformes, Clariidae. Gene Ontology annotation, biological process: plasma membrane phospholipid scrambling. The transcript is spliced from 9 exons. Gene Ontology annotation, molecular function: phospholipid scramblase activity.
UCAUGCUAAGGACCAUCUAGUGCGCAAAUCUAAGGAGCAGUUUCUUGUUUUCGUGAUUACAUCCGUAGCAGAGAGAAGUUUGGCAGAGAGAAUUGUCUCUUUGUAUUACUGAAAUAAUUUCCGAAGAGACGCUAAUCUCCACUAGGACAAGAAGUCCGGUGUAUUUACACAUCUUGCUGCAACAUGUCUGCUCCAGGUUAUUCGUACCAGGCUCCAUACCCCAUGACCCAAAUGGGUGACUCUGUACCUCCCUACCCAGUAGGAGGACAAGGGGAGCAUGGACCUGCUGCCCCACCUGCGGGAUUUUAUAUGGGCUACCAACCAAACCCAAAUCAGCCAGUCAUGUACCAGCCAGGGCCAGGUGGCCCACCACAGCAACCAGCCCCAAUGUCUGCAUAUGGAGGUGGUGCACCAUCACCCUCAGUCCCUUCUGCCGCAACACCUUUAUCGGUGCCAGUGGGCAUACCACCUGGUCUGGAAUAUUUAGCACAGAUUGAUCAGCUUCUGAUUCACCAGAAAGUGGAGUUGUUGGAAGCAUUCAUUGGCUUUGAAACCAACAAUCAGUAUGAAGUUAAGAACAGCAUGGGCCAGAAGAUCUACAAGGCCAAAGAGAAGAACGACUGCUGCACACGGAACUGUUGUGGUUCACUUAGGAGCUUUGACAUGAAGAUUAAAGACAACAGUGACCGAGAGGUUAUACGGAUGAUUCGCCCUUAUCGCUGUGCCUCCUGCUGGUUCCCCUGCUGCCUACAAGAGAUGGAAGUGCAGGCACCCCCUGGCACCACCAUCGGCUAUGUGACACAAGACUGGCACCCCUGUUACCCCAAAUUCUCCAUCAAGGGUGCCAACAAAGAGACUGUAAUGAAGCUGGAGGGGCCCUGCUUAGCUUGUAACUGCUGUGGGGAUGUUGUCUUUGAGCUAAAAGGCAAGGAUGGAGGAGGGUCUAUUGGUCAAAUCAGAAAGCAGUGGAGUGGGCUAUUAAAGGAGGUAUUCACUGAUGCAGACAACUUCGGCAUCCAGUUUCCCUUGGACAUGGAUGUAAAAAUGAAAGCAGUCCUGAUGGGUGCUUGCUUCCUUAUUGAUUUCAUCUUCUUUGAAAAAGUGGGAGACUCUAACCAACGCAACACAGUCUUCUCUUAGAAAAGCUGACAUCUUUCAAUUCGUCUUGAUCCGUUCAUUUAUUCGUCUCAUCAUUUUUAUGACCCGAACACUACAUAAACAGUCGUCCAUCUCCUGUUCGUCAAACCCUUAUGCCUCAGAAGGACUUCUAUUGCUUUCUCUUAUUUUAUAUUUUACACCAUUCGCAUAGGAAACAGAAUGACAUUUGAAGACAAAAGAGUAGUGAUCUACCCAAACCAGUUUUUCACGUUCUUCCAUGAUUGUUCACACGUGAUAUGCAUGCCAUUUUCUCAACACACCUAGUUCAGAAUGUCAUGGUUGUGAUUGUAGCACUUUCUGCUCAUCCCACACACACAAAAAAACAGAUUUUUUAAAUGUUUUCUUACUGUAUGAUUGUAUAGACCUGCAUAAAUCAGGUUUUGCACUCACUUUAUUUACCUGUCAAAAAGCUUUUGUGUGUGUUAUUGAUGCCACUAACCCACUAACAGUGCUACAUCUUUUCCUACCUCUUCCACCUCUAUUACCUCUUCCUUAUAAAGAAUUGCAAAGAUUUA